AUGUCCCCGUUCAGGUUAUUCGAGUUGGACCGCGUUGUUCGCCUGCUGCUCUCCGUUGCGGCCGGCAGGGUCAACCUGUCCACCCUCGCGCGGCUGGAUUGCCGCCACGCGUCCCGAGCGCCCGCGCCGAGCCGCCCCAACCGUCCCUCGGCGUCCGCGACCCCUAUAAGAGCCGCCGCAGCCGCCUCGCAAACCCUAGAAGCCCUCGGGCUCUUUUCUUUGUGCGCCGCCACCAAGGAAAGGGAGAGCCGAGAGGGGGAAGAGAAGAAGAAGCAGAGGAAGAACGGAGGGCCAAGGAGGAGAGAAGAGGAGGGAGGGCGCUGCGCUGCUACGGCCGGACCCGAGCCCGCCGCCGCUGCCGGCCUCGACGUCGCCUCCGUGCCGCGGUGGAGGAGCCGCUGCUCAGGAACGCCGCCCGAACCAGCAACACCGUGGCCGUGUCCAAGGAGAAGGACGCCGCCGGACCUGACGCCGAGCGCCACCAAGCCAGCGAGGAGUACCUGCUGCCGCAACUCGGCGCCGCCGCUGGGCACGAGGAGAACGACGCCGAUGCCAAGCUGCCCACGGGACACCACCGGAUCGAGCAGAAGCACGCCGCCGCCUGAGCUCGUCACCACGCCGCCGCCCCCGAUCGACGACAUCGACGUUCCAGCACAGCCUGCACAGCACCAACCCGACACGGCUCCGCCUCGCCUCUGCCUCACCCUGUUCUCCUUCGACUUGUGCCGGUCCUGAUGAGAAGAAGUUGAUCGACGUUCCGAGCAACCAGCGGAUCCAGAAGGACUACCCCGACACCCGGAGGAUCCAGAAGAACGUAGCGGACGACCAGAAGACGUCAGAGACCGAGGAAGGCU
Panicum virgatum (switchgrass) is the source of this 854-nucleotide messenger RNA. RefSeq names its product translation initiation factor IF-2-like. The transcript is spliced from 3 exons. The record is from RefSeq and is a predicted model, not a curated record. Lineage: Eukaryota; Viridiplantae; Streptophyta; Magnoliopsida; Poales; Poaceae. The coding region runs from base 1 to 735 and encodes 244 amino acids.